AUGCACAGCCUCCUCGCCAGGAUCCCGCAACCGCGCAGGCCCCUCGUCCUGGUCGCCUCCUCCUGCGCGCUGAUCCUCCUCGCCACCGCCCUCCUCCUCCCGCGCGCCCCUCCCGCCCCGCCGCUCACCACGCCCGCCGCCAUCCGCCUGGACCCGCGCGUCGAGCGCAAGAACGGCAACGAGCUGCUGUGGCAGCUCCCGCCAGGCCCGCCGCGCGCCGCCGUGUUCGUCGCCCCCGGCUGCACCAUCCGCGCCACCGACUUCUUCGACGCCUCCCCGGGCUGCCCGCGCUGCGCGGGGCUCCCCGAGGAGCGCCGCUUCACGCGCGAGGCGCUCCGCCGCGGCUACGCCGUCCUCGCCGUGUCCAGCCGCGCCGAGUGCUGGUCCCUCGACGCCGCCGCCUCCGGCGACGGCAGCGAGCUCGCCGCCGUCGAGUCCAUCAUCAAAUGGUGGGUCAACGAGCAAUACCCAGACCUCCACGGCCUCCCGCUCGUCGCCAUCGGCGCGUCGUCGGGCGGGUACUUCGUGUCCGCGCUGGCCGCCAGGGUCAGGUUCAGCAGCGUGGCCAUCAUGAUCGCCGAGGGCGUGUUCGCCGCGAUGCGCGAGGUCCCGGCCGGGUACCCGCCGGCGCUGUUCGUGCACAUGCCCAAGGACGCCGAGAGGGCGCGGAUGGUGGCGGCGAGCAUAGGCCAACUCAAGUCAAAGCGCGUCGAUGUGCGGGAGAUCCAGUGCGGUGCCUUUGCCGUGAGCGGGGGGUUCCUGGCCGCGAGGAUUCCGGGGUUGACUCGCACCGUCGCCGACGGAAUCGUGGACGUGCUUCGCCGCAAGUCGUUCCUGGAUGACAAGGGGUUUCUGAAGAAGGAUGGCAGGAGCACACCGUGGAAGGGGGCAGCAGAGGAGGCCAAGGUCUUGCCGGAGGGGUUCUCGUUGGAGAGGCAUGUCACGGAGGAGCUGAAUGUUGCAUAUGCGUACCAUGAGUUUACCAGCCUGAAGAAUGCAGAGAUCUUCGAAUGGUUCGAGUCCCAUAUGCAUCGCAAGGUUUGAGGACGCUUCGUUCCUAUGGUUAUCCAUGGCUAAUUUGAGGUUGUACAUGUAAGUGUUGCUGAUUUGAGAAGGCAGGCUGUAAUGAUCCGUUGGAGUUGGAAAGAACAGCAAUGAUUUUGUAAGAUCAGUUAUUCCCAUAGCUUGUAGUUUACCACACCAACUUGUAGUUUCCACUUAUGUUUUUCUUUUCUGCCAAACUUGUUCACUGUCCUCAUUGUUGGUAUUAUUGUAGUAACUUAUAACACAGAAAUGUCUUGACACUAGAAAAUGACAGAGACUUGGAUAUGUUAAUCCUUUGUGAGAAAGGAUAUUUAUAUAAUCAGCCACAUUUAGUGUAACUCCA
Messenger RNA from Lolium rigidum, 1387 nucleotides. RefSeq lists its product as uncharacterized. Bases 1 to 1044 code for a protein of 347 amino acids. The record is from RefSeq and is a predicted model, not a curated record. NCBI's taxonomy places the organism in Eukaryota, Viridiplantae, Streptophyta, Magnoliopsida, Poales, Poaceae. The transcript has a single exon.